GUUUGUUUGUUAGUCAAGCUUAGAUUUAUAAAGCAAUGAGGGUGCGGUUUUAACCACAAAGUGAAAGUGUUAGACAGUUGGCUCUCUCCUAAAAAGUGAAUGAGAUUUUUCCUCUACAUUUUCCUUCUUGUUGACUAAUAUAUGAUGAAUACCUUUUUUUCAGAUUGGACAUACCAUAAAUAUAAAAAUAAAGCCAAAGAAUUUAAGCUAAAAUUCAACACUCUUCUUAACUAAUUUAACUGGUAUGGUCUCCAUAGUAGUCUACUGUUUUGUUUCAUGUGUUAACUUCCCUUUUGUUUCAAAAGCUCUUAGAAUAAGGAGUCAACUGGAUUUUUAUGUCCAUGGACCCCUUGUGAUUAUAUGCAGUGUACGCUGUGUGUGCGUGUGUGUGUGUGUGUGUGUGUGUGUGAUCCUUUUACUUAGAAAAAUGUCUGCUAUGCUCAUUAGAGGAUCAAAAGCAGGUUCUCCUUACUUGCAACAUAGGAGUUUCAGGAUUAAUCUGUAUUCAAGCUCAUUCUAUACCCUUCAUCAAAGAGAAAAGACAAUGUUUUGUGUCUGUUGUCCCUCUCACACACAGCCCUAAUAUAUAAUGUGUAACUGCCUUAUCUGCAGCCCUAAACUAAUAUAGCAAGAGGUCUUCUAAUCAUUCUGCUACCUCUAGGAAAGAAAUAUAGUCUUGAAAACUGCCAGUCUGGUGUGCAUACAAAAUAUAUACAAAAUACCAAGGAACAUUAUAUGAGCCUUUUGCUAGGUAUCUCUAAGCAACUGCUUCAGUUAAUGGCCACUUUACAAAUUGCUGAAGGAAGGAAACCUCUUUUGAUUCUUUUUUUUUUUUUUUUUUUUGAGACAGAGUCUCUGUCUAUUACUCAGGCUCUAGUGCAGUGGCACAAUGAUAGCUCACUCCAGCCUCAAACUCCUGGGCUCAAGCAUUCCUUCUGCAUCAGCCUCCUGACUAGCUGGAACUCAGGCUCAUGCCACCAGACCUGGCUAAUUUUUCUGUUUUCAGUAGAGACAAUAUUUUCCUUCACUAAUUUAACUGGUAUGGUUUCCAUUGUCUACCCAGUUUUCCAUAUGCAUAAGAAAAUAUAUUCACAGGAAAAUAUAAAGUUUUCAGAUUUCAUGAGUGGUUUUAAGAAAGUUUUAGUCAGUGAAAAAACUAUCAUACCAUUCUUCAAAGGAAGGGUGAAAUAAGUUGAUCUGCUACAUUGGCCAGGCUGGUCUUGAAGGGAAACAGACUUUUUUGUAGUCAUACUUAUCAUUUGGCUUCUUAGUAAGUAUUAUAUAGUCAUUACUCUUUGCAGUUUUUUAGAUCAAAGUGUUAAUGUAGGUAAAGUUAACUUUAGAAUAUAUGUAAAAGUCAAGUCUGCUUAAAUUUAAUUAUCUCUUUGGCGAGAGGGAUGGGAUGGAGCUUUGCUUUUUAUCAUAUAUUCAUCUGUACCUUUCAAGUAUUCAAAUAGAAAAAUAUAAACAAUGUAAAUAAAACAGCAAAACAAUAUAAUAUCUCAUAAAACUGCAAUGGUAAAAGCAUUUAUCCUAUUGAAAUUCCACAAUUUUUAUUUGAAAAUAUUAUCAACAUGUAAUUCAAGAGGCAUUUAGAAGAAUAAUUUAAAAGCAACAACUCUAUAGAAAGCUUGUAAAACGAUUAAGUAGUUUAAACCAAAUAAAACAAUUUCUGAGUCAGUCAUCUCCAGUAGGUCUAUUUUAGUCUCAAGAUAAAUUCAUUUCUGGUGACAACUGAAGUUCUUUGUUAUUUGUUAGUAUAUAUUGGAGACAUUUACAAUAAAGCUUAGAGCACAAUGGGAAAUGAAAGUAUCAUUUUUUUUUAAGAACAAAUGUAUUACAGAAAUGUGAGUAAUUUAAUCCGAUGCUACAAUCUGAUCAUUCUGAUCUAAACUGAUCAUUUAAUAACACUAAAUAAAACCUUCAUCUCACAUUCUUUGGCUGUUUCUUUUAAAAUAUGGGUUUAGGGAUAAAUCAAAUAAAUUCCAAACAAAGUAAUAAGCAAAUGAUUUUUUUCCCUCAGUAAUCUAGUAGAGUAUUACAUUUAGAAGUAAUCUGUAUCUCAGUGCAGUAACUAUUUAGGACUCUAAGCGCCGCUAUUCACCUACUGGAAGACAAAUGCAACCGAAAACACUCAGAUCUCACACCUCACAAAGACCCGCAGAUGCCACAAACUAACUGCUGGACUGCAGCGAAACCCCACCCCUGUUUGGAGGCACUCCAGGUUUCCGGAGGAUUAUUAUCUCCAUAGCUGCGGCAAGAAACUAAAUAAGACCCAUUUAUGCACAGUGAAGAUUCUGAGAGGAUUCUGCAGCAAAACAACAAUGGCCGCUCCACAGAGUCGCCCCAGACGCGGCGAGCUGAUCCUGCUGUGCGCGCUGCUGGGGACGCUGUGGGAAAUCGGGAGGGGACAGAUUCGCUACUCGGUGCCAGAAGAGACGGACAAAGGCUCCUUCGUGGGUAAUAUCUCCAAGGACCUGGGGCUGGACCCCUGGGACCUGACGAAGCACGGAGUCCGUAUCGUCUCCAGAGGUAGGACGCAGCUCUUUGCUCUGAACCCGCGCAGCGGCAGCUUGGUCACCGCGGGCAGGAUAGAUCGGGAGGAGCUCUGCGCUCAGAGCCCGCGGUGUCUGAUAAAUAUUAACAUCCUGGUUGAGGAUAAAGGAAAACUCUUUGGGAUAGAAAUAGAAAUAAUUGAUAUUAACGAUAAUAACCCAAAAUUCCGGGUCGAAGAUCUAGAAGUAAAAAUUAACGAAAUCGCGGUUCCUGGAGCACGUUAUCCACUCCCAGAAGCUGUUGACCCGGAUGUGGGCGUGAACUCCCUCCAGAGCUACCAGCUCAACCCCAAUCACCAGUUCUCCCUAGACGUGCAGACUGGAGACAAUGGAGCCAUAAACCCAGAGCUGGUGCUGGAGCGCGCCCUGGACAGGGAGGAAGAGGCUGCUCACCACCUGGUCCUCACGGCCUCGGAUGGCGGCGAGCCGCGUCGCUCUAGCACAGUGCGCAUCCAUGUGACAGUGUUGGAUACAAAUGACAAUGCCCCGGUUUUUGCUCACCCGAUUUACCGAGUGAAAGUCCUGGAGAACAUGCCCCCAGGCACGCGGCUGCUUACUGUAACAGCCAGCGACCCAGAUGAGGGAAUCAACGGAAAAGUGGCAUACAAAUUCCGGAAAAUUAAUGAAAAACAAACUCCGUUAUUCCAGCUUAAUGAAAAUACUGGGGAAAUAUCAAUAGCGAAAAGUCUAGAUUAUGAAGAAUGUUCGUUUUAUGAAAUGGAAAUACAAGCCGAAGAUGUGGGGGCACUUCUGGGGAGGACCAAGUUGCUCAUUUCGGUGGAAGAUGUAAAUGACAAUAGACCAGAAGUGAUCAUUACGUCUUUAUUUAGCCCAGUGUUAGAAAAUUCUCUUCCUGGGACAAUAAUUGCCUUCUUGAGUGUUCAUGACCAAGACUCUGGAAAGAAUGGUCAAGUUGUCUGUUACACGCCUGAUAAUUUACCUUUUAAAUUAGAAAAGUCAAUAGAUAAUUAUUAUAGAUUAGUGACAAGGAAAUAUUUGGAUCGAGAAAAUGUCUCUAUCUACAAUAUCACAGUGAUGGCCUCAGAUCUAGGAACACCGCCUCUGUCCACUGAAACUCAAAUCGCUCUGCACGUGGCAGACAUUAACGACAACCCUCCUACUUUCCCUCAUGCCUCCUACUCAGCGUAUAUCCUAGAGAACAACCUGAGAGGAGCCUCCAUCUUCUCCUUGACUGCACACGACCCCGACAGCCAGGAGAAUGCCCAGGUCACUUACUCUGUGACCGAGGACACGCUGCAGGGGGCGCCCCUGUCCUCGUACAUCUCCAUCAACUCUGACACCGGUGUCCUGUAUGCGCUGCAAUCUUUCGACUAUGAGCAGAUCCGAGACCUACAGCUACUGGUAACAGCCAGCGACAGCGGGGACCCGCCCCUCAGCAGCAACGUGUCACUGAGCCUGUUCGUGCUGGACCAGAAUGACAACGCACCCGAGAUCCUGUACCCCGCCCUCCCCACAGACGGUUCCACUGGCGUGGAGCUGGCUCCCCGCUCCGCAGAGCUCGGCUACCUGGUGACCAAGGUGGUGGCGGUGGACAGAGACUCGGGCCAGAACGCCUGGCUGUCCUACCGUCUGCUCAAGGCCAGCGAGCCGGGACUCUUCUCGGUGGGUCUGCACACAGGCGAGGUGCGCACGGCUCGGGCCCUGCUGGACAGAGACGCGCUCAAGCAGAGCCUCGUGGUGGCCGUCCAGGACCACGGCCAGCCCCCUCUCUCCGCCACUGUCACGCUCACCGUAGCCGUGGCUGACAGCAUCCCCGAAGUCCUGACCGAGUUGGGCAGUCUGAAGCCUUCGGUCGACCCGAACGAUUCGAGCCUUACACUCUAUCUCGUGGUGGCAGUGGCUGCCAUCUCCUGUGUCUUCCUCGCCUUUGUCGUUGUGCUUCUGGGGCUCAGGCUGAGGCGCUGGCACAGGUCACGCCUGCUCCAGGAUUCCGGUGGCAGAUUGGUGGGCGUGCCUGCCUCACAUUUUGUGGGUGUUGAGGAGGUACAGGCUUUCCUGCAGACCUAUUCCCAGGAAGUCUCCCUCACCGCCGACUCGAGGAAGAGUCAUCUGAUCUUUCCCCGGCCCAACUACGCAGACACUCUCAUCAGUCAGGGGAGCUGUGAGAAAAAUGAUUCUUUGUUAACAUCCGUAGAUUUUCAUGAAUAUAAGAAUGAAGCUGAUCAUGGUCAGGUGAGUUUAGUUCUUUGCUUGCUUUUAAUUUCCAGAUGAAUUUUAUUUGGCAUAAAUCAUGUUUUGAAAAACAUUGUGAAGAUAGUUGAAAAUAAUUUUUAAGGCGUAUCACAGAGUUUUGGGUUUAUUUUGGUGGUGUUACUAUAAAAUUGAACUCUAAUAGUCGUAGGUUAUUGUUUCAUUUGCUUUUAAACGACUUGGAAAAGAUUGUUCAACCAUUUUAAACCUUCCAGUAUUUUAUUCCUAUUAUCACUCAUUCACUUAAGAAGUACCUACCCGUCCAAACUUGUGAUUUUGUUAUUGUUUGUGUGUGCAUGUGUGUGUGUGUGUGUGUGUGUGUGUAUCCCAAACUAGAACUUCAGAAAAUUAUCAAGAAGUCUAAAGCCUUGUUAUUAGCUUAGCAAAAGUAAAAUAUAUCUCAGAAUUUUUAGGGUUAUGUUUAACAUUUGAACCUAUAACUAGGCUCUUGAAGGUUUCUUCACUUUAAACCUCUUUUCUGAGCCCUGUUUCUGUACCAGUGCCCUUCAAAACUUUAAUACUUCUUACCAUCUUUCAAAACAUGAACAAACUUUAAAGAUGGAUCUUGGUGGGAGAUGAGACUGGUUACUAAAUAUUAAGUAUGUGUGUCAGUGGUCACCUGGGCUCCAUGCCCAUGGAGAAAUGAAAUCUAAAGCCUAGAAUGUCCAUUGCUCCCCCAAACAAAAAACAAAAGCAAAAACAUUAGAUCUGAAUUAAAAUGUAAUUUUAAACUGUUGAAAGUGACUUUUGUAAAAUACGAAAUAACAUAUUUCAAUACAAUUCCAAUGAGCUGUUUCGCUUGUGCAUCGAUGUGAAAUGGUGAGAAUGUUGAUUUUAAGAACCAAAGUUUCAAGUACACAAGUUCUAAAUAAGCUGAUCAAUUCAAUUAAAGUUAUUCAGUCUUGGCUGGACACAGUGCCUCAUGUCUGAAAUUCCAGCACUUUGGGAGCCUGGGGCAGGAGGACCGCUUGAGCCCGGGGUUUGAAACUGCAGUGAGCUAUGAUCAUGCCACUGCACUCCAGCCUAGGUGACAGAACUAGACCCUGUAUCUAAAAAAACUAAUAUUAGGCCGGGCGCGGUGGCUCACGCCUGUAAUUCCAGCACUUUGGGAGGCUGAGGUGGGUGGAUCACCUGAGGUCAGGAGUUCAAGAUCAGCCUGGCAAACAUGGUGAAACCCCGUCUCUACUAAAAACUACAAAAAUUAGCUGGGCAUGGUGGCAUGCGCCUGUGGUCCCAGCUACUCGGGAGGCUGAGGCAGAAGAAUUGCUUGAACCCGGGAGGUGGAGGUUGCAGUAAGCCGCGAUCCUGUCGCUGCACUCCAGCCUGGGCAACAGGGCGAGACUCCGUCUCAAAGAAAAAAAAAAAAAACUAAUAUUAAUAGUAAAAACUCAGUAUAGGCUAUCCAUUACUGUAUUCCUGCAUACCUUCUUGUAGCAUUUGAAUAAAGCUAAUCCUUGAAUUGAUUGUCGUAAGGUAGAAGUAGAUGACCCAAUAAAUGUUUGUUAUUAAUAAAAAGGACAUUUCCUAAGGAUUGUGUAGUGUUCUACUGUAUGGUGCAUAUUCAGUGGAGUGGGAGUUAACUUCAUAGUUUGUGUACCAUUUGGAUGCACAUUUGAGAGGACAACAUAUUAUUGACACUUUGCAAUUUUAAAAACUGGGAUGAAAGUUGCCCUAGUAGGAAAGAAAAUCCUUACUCUCCCUAAAAAUGUUGGCUAGUUGUUUUUAUUAAUCUGACAAAAGGACUAAAGAAGGUUGACCAAUGUCCACAAAUUUAUGUAAAUGAACUUAUGAGCUUCAUUUAUCCAAUUCCAAAGUCAUUUCUUCACUACAGUGAUGGUACAUAGGAUAAUAAUGCAAUCCACUAGAAUAUCCCUUUGUACCUUGUAUUGCAGAAUAGAUAAGCAUUUCCCCAAUAACUCUUAAGAAUGAAUUUAUGUACUGUAAAAGAUAUGACAUAAGACAAGUAUUUUGAGAUAUGAAGAAGAGCAACGUAGUAGGGUAUAUCAUUUCUUAGCUACAUCAUAUGGGCAGUAUACUUGAAAGAAUAUUUCCUGAAGUAGAAGAGUAAAGAAAAAUUAUUUUUAUAAAGAAUGUUAAUAUUGUCAGGAAGAGGAGAUGUUUGGGGAUUGGUAUAAAAUUGCCACAACUUUACAAAAUAGUUUUAAAUAGUAUAGAUUUCCCUAGUAUGUGUAAUAUAAAACACUAGAAAUAUUGGGGAGUUGGAAAUCA
Pongo pygmaeus (Bornean orangutan) is the source of this 6995-nucleotide messenger RNA. RefSeq names its product protocadherin gamma subfamily A, 8 (gene PCDHGA8). Gene Ontology annotation, biological process: homophilic cell-cell adhesion. Gene Ontology annotation, molecular function: calcium ion binding. The record is from RefSeq and is a predicted model, not a curated record. Gene Ontology annotation, cellular component: plasma membrane. The coding region runs from base 2325 to 4787 and encodes 820 amino acids. Lineage: Eukaryota; Metazoa; Chordata; Mammalia; Primates; Hominidae. The transcript has a single exon.